Molecule: messenger RNA, 1908 nt
Organism: Lathyrus oleraceus (garden pea)
Lineage: Eukaryota; Viridiplantae; Streptophyta; Magnoliopsida; Fabales; Fabaceae
Exons: 2
Coding region: 1-1908 (635 amino acids)
Molecular function (GO): zinc ion binding; nucleic acid binding
Source: RefSeq, a predicted model, not a curated record
AUGGAGAUGUUUGAUAGGAAAAACAGACAAGAAUUCUUUGAGAUGAAGUGUUGUUCCCUGAAAAUAAAGGAUCUCGACAGACACUAUCACAGGAUGGCACAGAGAUAUUAUGUCCUUAAUGGAUACAAUGACCCUAGUCUCAAGAAUACCUAUGUCUCCUCUCUACCACAAGAACUCCAGCCAGAAACCCAUAGGAUGUUAGCCACAACUCAAAGAGAUAUCAAAACCACGAGUCUUGGACAAAUUCACCAGGUGACAAUAGAAGGACUUGAAAAGCUUUGCAGUUUUCAUCACCAUUUUUCAGAAGUUAUAGAACAAAAGUCAAAAUUCACCCACGCGUGUAGAAAACCCUACCUGGAGAUUAAGUGUAAAGACAAAAGGUGUAGUUGUGCAACAAAAAUGAAACACCGUCAACAAAAAUACACCAAAUCUCAUAGGACCUUCAAGGGAAAGAAAAGGAAGAAUAUGAAGUACUUCAGAAGAAAACCUUUCAGAGGAAAAUGGAAAAAUGAGAGAUGCUUUAUUUGUGGGAAGAAGGGACAUUUCUCUAAAGAAUGUCCUAAUAAUACUCAUAAAGCCGCAAAAUUGAUCAACUCUCUUCAACCUUUAGAAGGAGACUUAGAAUCCCUGUAUUCUGAGCAAGGCUCUGCUGACGAAGAAACUAUUUUUGCCCUCAAAGACUCUUCGCCUGAUGAAGCAUCAUCUUCGGAGUCGGAAGAUGGAAGAUAUCUACCUGUUUACUCCUUCAAAGAGAUAGGAAGUUCUCUUCCUACUCCACCUCUCCCUUGUGUUGAAGUUCAUGUCCUCGCAACGAAGUUUUCACGUCCAAAGAAAGUUAUAGCUUAUAUGGACACUGGGGCACAGAUUACAAUGAUGAACCCUAACAUUCUCCCAGCCGAAUCGUGGGUAACACAUGCCGCAUACUUUGUAGUAGCAGAUGGGGAGGUUUUUAAGACAGAUCUAAUGACCAAGGAGAAAAUAGGAAUUAAAUUCUUCCCAGACUGCAUCGUUUGGACCAGGGACAUUGGCAGUAAUCUUCCAAACAAAGAUAUUAUCCCUCUUGGUUGUGAAGAAAUCAAGUCCAACCUACUCAAACUCUGCGCAAACAGCCAUGAAGAAUUCCGCCAUCCGAAACCCCUAUGGAAAAAUAAGGACUUUUUUGUUCAACUUCCUUUUAAGCUAAAUGAAGAUAUUAAUCCAACCAAGGCCACCCAUCCAGGACUGAGUCCAUCAGAUUAUUCAUUGGCUAGGGAGGAAUGCCACCAGUUGCUCAAGCAAGGUCUGAUAGAGCCCACCAAAUCAGAAUGGGCUUGUCAAGCAUUUUAUGUGGAGAAAAGAUAUGAAAAGUUAAGAGGGAAAAAGAGGCUAGUAAUUGAUUACAAACCUCUAAAUUAUUUUCUCAAAGAUGAUAAAUUUCCCAUUCCAAAGGCCUCAUCCUUAAAUGUUUUCAUCAAAGAUGCCCAUAUCUAUUCUAAGUUUGAUCUUAAGUCAGGAUUUUGGCAAUUGGCUAUCAACCCAGAGGAUCGUUACAAAACAGCAUUUUGCAUUCCUAACGCCCAGUACCAAUGGAAUGUGUUACCAUUCGAGCUUAAAGUUGCUCCGUCACUCUUUCAAAAGGCCAUGACAAGAAUUUUUGAACCCAUUUUCAAUAGUAUCCUCGUUUAUAUUGAUGAUGUGCUAUUGCUCUCAAAAGAUGAAAAGACCCAUAAACAAUUAUUGGGCCGAUUCCUUCAAAUAGCCCAACAACAUGGAGUAAAGCUCUCUGAAAGGAAAAGUCAAUUGGGCCAAACAGAGAUUGAUUUUUUAGGGAUACAUUUCUCCCAAGGGAAAUAUCAACCUCAACCUCAUAUUGCCCAAGAACUGUUAAACUUUCCUGAUGAAAAUCUCACUGUCAACCAAAUCCAAUAA